This is a messenger RNA of Tetrahymena thermophila SB210, 1116 nucleotides long. Its product is annotated as transmembrane protein, putative. The record is from RefSeq and is a predicted model, not a curated record. The transcript has a single exon. Lineage: Eukaryota; Ciliophora; Oligohymenophorea; Hymenostomatida; Tetrahymenidae.
AUAAUUAAAAAAUUAAAUAACUAUAUUAUAAAAAAAUAAUAAAUACAUAAAAGCUCAUUUAAAACACUUAAGAAAAUAUUUGCAAAAAAUAGAUAGAUGAAUUACGAAUUAUAAAAAAACGAUACUUAACCGAUCUCCUCAAAUUAAGAUUAAUCUGCUAUUUAGAAUGAAAACCAAAACUCUGAAGACUUCUAACAGAUACACAAUGAAGAUGUUAUGAAUGCUCAGUAAUCUUAAGAAAAGGCCAAGAAUGAAACAGAUUUUGAUUCUCACAACUCUGAAAGCAACUCUCAAAAAGAUAGUUAAAAAGUCUAAGAUCCCUAGAAUUCUAAUGAAGAAUAAUAGAAAUCUAACAACGAAGAAAGAAAACUAAAUGCCCUUUACUUUAUUGGAGUUAAUAGUUUGGUCAUGAAUGUCUUAUUUUCCCACAAGUUGAGCUUCCUAAAUAAUAUUUGUGUUCAAGUACUUGUUAUAGCCUUAGCAAAUGCUGUUACAUAUAUCUCUCUUUAUAAAUGUAAAGAAACAAAACAGCUCUUUAAAAAAGUAAAGUAAAGUUCUUCUUCUCUAUCGCAAAAGGCAAGAAACAAAAUUACUAAAAAGAGACUUUUAGUAUCUUUUGGAAGCUUAUUAUGUCUUAUUCUUAUAGCUAUUACUAUAUUUUAAAUAAUAAGAGUUUAAUAGCUCUAAAAAAACUUUAAUAAUCUUAAGGCAGAUGUUACAGACAACUAUUACAAAAUCAACAGUUUAUACUAGUAUAGAGAAUCUGAUUACAUGAGAUUUAACUAACAUCAAUUUGAUAUUUAAAAACAAGAAUAAAUUAAUAUUUAACUUGGAAACUAAUUAAGAUAAUUAGAAAUUCUCGCCUAAAGGCAAUCUCAAGAAAUAGAACAACUCAAGCUAAAGCUUACCGAUUAAUAAAGACAGUAAAUAUUCCAAAACGAUUAAAUCAACAAAUAAAAGUAGGAAUCUUAACAAACACAGUAACAAAGUUAAUAACAAAGCACUCAAUCAAAAUAAUAAUAUUCUAACCAAAGAUAGGAAUAAGAAAGACCUGAAUAUCCAAAAAUUAAACAACCAAUAAGAGAAUAAGUCAGAUGCUCAUCAACCUUUUUAUGA